This is a messenger RNA of Aspergillus aculeatus ATCC 16872, 3714 nucleotides long. Its product is annotated as putative C6 transcription factor. Gene Ontology annotation, molecular function: DNA binding; DNA-binding transcription factor activity, RNA polymerase II-specific; zinc ion binding. Gene Ontology annotation, biological process: DNA-templated transcription; regulation of DNA-templated transcription. The coding region runs from base 239 to 3652 and encodes 1137 amino acids. NCBI's taxonomy places the organism in Eukaryota, Fungi, Ascomycota, Eurotiomycetes, Eurotiales, Aspergillaceae. The transcript has 7 exons. The record is from RefSeq and is a predicted model, not a curated record.
UAAUCGCGGGCACUCCCAAUCGAGGCCCCGCUGACUGGAAAUUAUUCUUUCAGAAAUCCACCUGUCUCGAUUUUCACAUCCACUGCGCGAAAUUCAUUGCAUGAUUCAGUCUUCAUCGCGCUACUCACUCAUGGACUAAAGCGACUUGGCCCAAGCGCAGCAGCCUCAGCUCCCCCAUGAAUCACCCCUCCUGCGCCGUCAAUGGAUCACAGCACCCCGCCACUGCGACCGAGGGACCAUGAACACCAGCUCACCUCCCAGCGACCCCUCCAACCCAGGGCAGGUCAACCCCAGCCCCAAAUCUCCGCGACGCUAUAGCAACUAUGACGCCACCCCUGCCUCUGCUUCCUCUUCCUCCUCCGCUGCGCCCCGGGUCGUCGGGAAACCGGGAGGUCGUCAGAUCACGCGGAACCGCGCCAGCUACAGCUGUCAUACCUGUCGGAGACGGAAGGUGAAAUGCGACAAGGUCCAUCCAAUAUGCGGGAACUGCCAAAAGAACGAAACCGAAUGUGUCUACGAUGUCUCCGCGCAGAAAGACGCGGAGGCGCGCAAUGCGCCAGCCAAGGACGGCCAGGGUAUCAAGCGACGGAGGGAGUCAUCGCAGCAGCUGGACGACGACAUGGAUGAGCUUCAAUCCAUCUACGGCCAUUUGAAGCGGUCCGGCUCGGCGGAGCAGCAGAGGCUCGGGUCACAAGGAAUCGAGGCGCGGUUGGAUAAGCUCACGUCCAUGAUUGAGCGGCUCAGUAAAACCAAUAGUCAGGCAUUGGAUCCGUCGGAGAAGCGGUUGCUGCUGCAAAGUGCGGGCUCGGAUUCGUCUAAGAGAGAACCUCGCGUGGCCGGCGCGACGGCGGCGGCUGCGUCUGCGUCUGCGUCUGCGACGAAGGCUUCCGAUACAGCGCGCUCGGAUAGCCCGCGUCGCGUGGCGGAUUCGAGUGGGGAUGAGUUCCCGAUCCCUGCCGGUCAUGCUACGGACUUGGUCGAUCCGGUGGGGAGUCUGAAUUUGGGUCAUCUGAGUUUGGAGGAUGGAGGUCGGUCGAGAUAUGUGGGAACUACGUACUGGGCUUAUAUUUCUCAUGAAAUCAACGAGCUCAAUCAACUACUUAGGGUCCAAAACCGAUCGCAUAAUGAGCGAAACUCCCAGGACACUUCUGCUGAAGAUACUACGACGGAACCUAUGGAAGCGACGCCUAGCCGUCAAUGGAAGCCAGUGCCAGAUGAGUCUGGUGAGCUUGCAAACGAUCAAGCCUCCCGGGGAGAAAGGUUCCAGAAAUCUGUGCUGUUUCCAUCAGGUGAAUCGCCUUCGGUCAAGGACAAGGUGGUUGAGCCUGAAAUGUUGGAGAAUAUGCCGACAAAGCGACAAAGCCACAUCCUGUACAAAGGCUUCAUGUCUGGAGUCCAUGCAAUCACUCCAGUGAUCCACCCACCGACCAUACACAAACUCUACUACUCAUUCUGGGACUGGUAUGACUCCAGCAGCUAUUCGGGCGACCCUUGCCCAGACCCGUCGUUCAUCCCGUUGCUUUAUGCCAUCUGGUAUGGUGGAUCUGUCACGAUCUCACUACGAACCAUCAAGGCUGAAUUCAAUGUGUCAUCCCGAUCAACGCUCUCCAAGGCAUACAAUGAUGAGGUGACUAGAUGGUUGACCAAAAUCUCGUUCCCUCGAAGUCCCUCUCUGCAAGGCCUGGCUGCAUAUCUUCUGGUACAGACAAUACUCGCUAAAGAGGAAGAGCCUUUAACGAGCAGUCUGUUUGUCAGUCUCGCCAUGAGGGUAGCUCAAACCAUGGGCUUGCAUCGAGAUCCUGCGAAGUUCGGUAUUGGUCCCUGUGAAGCAGAAUAUCGUCGUCGCAUAUGGUGGCAUAUCGUCCACAUGGACGGUGUGGUUGCCAUGUCCAGUGGAUUGCCUCCGUUGGUCAGUGAUGAGAAUUACUGGGAUGUUCGCGACAGUAGCGAGGUGAAAGACACCUUGCUUGGUACUCCAGAGGCUGAAAAGUAUGAUCGACUAGUCAUGACCGGCCUAAGGCUCCCCGACAACCCAGACGAUCCAACCAUUUGUGGCGGUCCCUCGAUGGUCAACGUAUACUAUCUGGCAGCUCGGGGGAAGUAUACAAUGGCUCGUGCUGUUCGACGGAUCUUGAAGAUCCAGCUGGGUACUAGGCCCUUAACACGGCGGGAUAUGGAAGAGCUUAGGUCGAUUCUGGUUGAGCUGCAGCAGAACUUGAACUCCAUCGUCUCCCGUAUACCAGAAGCGGAUUCGACCGAUGUCUCUUCAGUUCCCUCGACUAGGUCUUGGUCUACCUCCUCGCUUGCUGAAAACCGCAGCAGCGAUAUUGAGCUCCCCGGAGAAGGGCCGAACGGCUGUCCUGAGCAGUACCAUUCUCCAGUCCUUGUGUCUUUCCACAAGUGGGCCAGAAUUGUCCUCUCACUCUUCAUUGACAAGGCAUUCUGUGUCGCCUAUCAACCUUUUCUGAAGAACGCAAAGAGCCGGAUCUGGCCAGCUGCGAGACAAAGCGCUCUCCGCCAUUGUCAUGGCUUCAUGGAGAAGUUUGUUUCUCUCGCAACCGACCCUGAUUUUCAGCCGUUCCAAUGGAGCUGGCCCGGCAAUCACCAGCCAAUGCACGCCACCAUGAUCAUGCUCAUUGAUCUCUACGAACGGCCCUACAGCGCUGAGGCGCCCAAAUCACGGGCCUAUAUUGACAAAAUCUUCUCCAUGACGGGCCCCGAUGGUGGAGUUGUUGGGGGUGAAGAUGGCAUCUCGACUCAACGACCCUUGAACGACGGUGGUCGCGAGGCAUGGGACAUGAUCCGUAGGCUGCGGCAGCAGGCCUGGCAGCGAGCUGGACUCGAUCCUAGUCGACUAUGGUCCGAACAGGCGCAGAUCCAAGCGGGCGUGGCCAACGUUGAUGACCAUACAUCUGCCAUUGAAGCAGAUGCUGCCUCCCGGCGACAGCCCAGGGACUUCUCCAAGCUACUGCACAACAUGACUCGAUCUCAUCAUUUCCGCCCUACCUCAUCACUUCGCUAUCAACUCCCUUCUCCCACCCAGCAGCAUCACCAACAGCGGCAGCGGCAGCGAAGAUCCCCUUCGCAAUCAGCCAGCCCCCAAAUGAUGUCUCCUGACCCCCACCACCGCCCCUCCUCCACAUCCCCCUCCUCCCCAAUCGCCCAACAACAAUAUCAACCAAACGGCGAACCGUCCCCCUCGUCACCCCUGCCCCAACCCGGAGGUGGUCCCUCGACCACGUCCUCCUCCGAGAACUCGAACACGAACAUGCACAUGCCCUCCCUACUACCGCCAGGCCCGAUCCCAGGCUUCACCUUCAACCAGCAAUCCCUGCCUUCGGCACCCCCUCCUGCGCUGCCCGCCUUCCUCGUCGAUGUCGCCGCCUCCGCUGCCGCCUCGCCCGCCGCGCAGGCCAUGACCGGGGUCCCCACCCCGCCCUCCAUGGUGGAUCCGAACCUAAACUUCGACUGGGACCAGUGGGACGCCGUCUUCGGGCAGCACCUGCCCGUCGCCGACGAGCUCAUGGAGCUCGACCCGGUCACCGGGUUGGAGUUUGGGGAUUUGGGUAUGGAGGGUAGUCCAGGUGCUGGGGCUGGGGCUGGGGCUGGCGGAGAGAUGUCCUCGCAUCGGUCUACUUGGGCGGGUUAUUGAAUUAUACAUACAUAGUAGAAAUGAAAUGAAGUGGUCCGAUCUCUCUCGCAUUUGUUUAGGUG